AUGAAUAGAGCUACUUAUCGAAAUUAUUAUCCACAUCAAGGAGAUGGAUCAGGAAGAAGAAAUAUGAAUCAAAGGCAACAUAGACAACAACAAAAUCAGCAACAAAAUUCACAUCAAAAUUCACAUCAACAUCAAAAUCAACAAUAUAAAGAUAGAAAUACAAAUUAUUAUCUUGAAAAACCUUCAAUAUAUAACAAUUUUGUUAAUCCUACCAAGAUAUGGAAUGAUUCAGUUUCAACAAGUUCGCCAGUUACAUUAGAUGUUAAUCAUUCAUAUCCUCAAAGAAGAUUUUCUCCUCAACCAUCAAUAAAUCAAUCUCAAUCACAACCAACUCAACCUCAAACAUUAAUAUCAAAUCCAUCUUUGCAAUCAACUAGAAAACCAAUGUCACCAAGAAAUCAAACUUCACAACAACAACAACAAUUAUAUUCAAAUAAAAGAUAUAAUGAUAAUGAUUAUUCAAAUCAUUAUAUACACACGGGGGAACAACCAUCAAAAUUUGUUCGUAAUGUUAAAAAUCCAGUUGAAGGAUAUCCAAAAUUACAACGUCUUUUCCAAUUAAAAGAACGUCAAACUCAAGCAUAUGCAUGUACACCAUUUGGAUCAAGAUGUGAAGUUGAUAAUAUGGUUCCAACUUUAAAAAAAUGGAUCAAUAAAGAUCAAUUAGUAUUUGAUGUUAUUAUGAUUGGUUCAUUAACUGAAAAUCAAUUUAUUUAUCCAUUGUUAACUCAAUUACCCUUGGAAAAAUUAUGUUCCAAACCUGGAUUUUUAUUUGUUUGGGCAUCGGGACAAAAAAUUAAUGAAUUAACAAGAUUAUUAAAUAGUGAUUCAUGGGCCAAGAGAUUUAGAAGAUCUGAAGAAUUAGUAUUUGUUCCAGUUGAUAAAAAUUCACCAUAUUAUCCCAACAAGGAUUCUCAAGAUGAUGAAUCAUUAUUUGAAAAAAUGCAAUGGCAUUGUUGGAUGUGUAUUACUGGAACAGUGAGAAGAUCAACAGAUGGAAAUUUAAUUCAUUGUAAUGUUGAUACAGAUUUAAAUAUUGAAGAUGAAGAUUUAAAUAAUGAAGAAAAUAAGAAUUUAAUUGUUCCAAAUCAUAUUUAUAAAGUUGCAGAAAAUUUUAGUAGUGCAAAUAGAAGAUUACAUAUUAUACCAUCAAGAUCAGGAUAUAAUAAUCCAGUUAGACCAAGACGUGGUUGGGUUAUAAUGAGUCCAGAUAUUAUUUUAGAUAAUUUUGAACCAAAACGUUACAAGGAUGAAAUUUUAGAAAUUGGUGUUAAUGUACCACAAGAUUCUGAAAUUGAAAAUUUAAGACCAAAAAGUCCAAUACCAAGAAAUUCAAAUUUAAAUCAAACUACAAUGGCUCAUUGA
Molecule: messenger RNA, 1365 nt
Organism: Hansenula ciferrii
Lineage: Eukaryota; Fungi; Ascomycota; Saccharomycetes; Phaffomycetales; Wickerhamomycetaceae
Gene: KAR4
Product: Kar4p
Exons: 1
Coding region: 1-1365 (454 amino acids)
Cellular component (GO): RNA N6-methyladenosine methyltransferase complex; nucleus
Molecular function (GO): mRNA binding
Source: RefSeq, a predicted model, not a curated record